Molecule: messenger RNA, 1417 nt
Organism: Nicotiana tabacum (common tobacco)
Lineage: Eukaryota; Viridiplantae; Streptophyta; Magnoliopsida; Solanales; Solanaceae
Molecular function (GO): RNA binding
Source: RefSeq, a predicted model, not a curated record
AUUCUUAUUUGUGCGCCGUGCUGAAGGAGUUGUACCUGCUAUGAAAUGCAGGUGAGUAUAGCGUGUUUUACCGUGGUAAAAAAAGAAAAAGAAUCUGAAAACUAUAGACGAUUGAAAAUUGCAAUUGCCAGUCGAACGCCCUUUCAACCAUCUCCUCUACCGAAACCCGCCGCCGCCGCCGCCGCCGUGAAGAUGGCUCACCUCCCGGCGUACGAUCCUUACUACGUAACAGCACCAGUGUAUGGGUAUAACAAGGAGCAGAACGAUAUAAAAACACUGUUCGUAUCCGGACUUCCCGACGAUGUUAAAGCUCGUGAAAUUCACAAUCUCUUCCGCCGCCGUCUUGGUUUUGAAUCCUGUCAGCUUAAGUACACCGGUCGAGGGGAUCAGGUUGUUGCUUUUGCUACUUUUAUAGAUCAUCCAUCAGCAAUGGCAGCCAUGCAUUCCUUGAAUGGUGUAGAAUUUGAUCCUCAAACAGGAUCGACUUUGCAUAUUGAACUGGCGAGAUCAAACUCUAGAAGAGUACAAGUUCCGGGAAAAGGACCUUAUGUAGUUAUUGACAACAGAACCAAGUCCAAAAAUGCCAAAGACACAUCAAGCAAUGAAGGUGAUACUGAAUCAGAUGAUGCUUCCGAGCCUGACAAUCCUGAUUCUGGCACAAAUGAUGAUCCUUCGGAAGAGAAAAGUGAAGAGAAAGUGGUAGAGUCUGACCAUGCUUUGGCCGUGAAAAGUGAACAAAGCGAGAAGACAACAGAUGGUGCACAACCAUGUUCCACUCUGUUUAUCGCCAAUCUUGGUCCAAAUUGCACUGAGGAUGAACUGAAGCAAGUUAUUUCUCAGUAUCCUGGAUUUAACACCCUCAAGGUGCGUGCAAGAGGCGGGAUGCCUGUUGCUUUUGCUGAUUUUCAGGGCAUUGACCAAGCAACUAAAGUGCUGAAUGCUCUUCAAGGAAGCACAUUACCAUCUUCUGAUCGGGGUGGCAUGCACAUAGAGUAUGCGAGAUCCAAAAUGAGAAAGCCCUAGAUGCCAUCUUAUGGUAAACAAGCAUUUCAAUGGUUACUGACUUAACUGACUGCUCUUUUGGCCUGGACCAGCAGUUGCAUGCUUUUUGUAUUGGCUUUAAGGGCAGAAGUGCGAAUGCAAGAUUUUGCAGACUUAACUGCCUUGACAUAUGUUUAUGUGUUGUUGUAGAUUUUAGCUAUGGGUUAUUGAACAGGACCGUUAGUUUUAGUAGCAGUAUUCUGAGGUUUCUGAUUAGUACAAAAUUACAACAGGGCAUAGAUUAUUCAGUCUUCUUCCCUGAUAGUGGGGGUUGAGGGAACUAUAGAGUUCUAAACAUUUCGAGCAUUUUCCUUGUAAGAAAUUCACCAAUCAAUUAAUUGUUCUUUCAAGAAACAAAUCACAUUACUUUGGCAUA